Anguilla rostrata (American eel) is the source of this 8664-nucleotide messenger RNA. It is a transcript of the gene hcfc1b, whose product is annotated as host cell factor C1b. Gene Ontology annotation, biological process: chromatin remodeling; regulation of DNA-templated transcription. The coding region runs from base 1 to 5874 and encodes 1957 amino acids. NCBI's taxonomy places the organism in Eukaryota, Metazoa, Chordata, Actinopteri, Anguilliformes, Anguillidae. Gene Ontology annotation, molecular function: protein binding; transcription coactivator activity. Gene Ontology annotation, cellular component: histone methyltransferase complex. The transcript is spliced from 27 exons. The record is from RefSeq and is a predicted model, not a curated record.
AUGUCUUCUCCUGGUUCCACGGGAUCUGGGACCACCGGUUCGGUCCUGCAACCACGAUGGAAGCGAGUGUUGGGUUGGUCCGGUCCCGUCCCUCGACCUCGUCACGGACACAGAGCGGUUGCUAUCAAAGAGUUGAUGGUUGUAUUCGGGGGUGGCAAUGAAGGAAUUGUGGAUGAAUUACACGUCUAUAAUACAGCCACCAACCAGUGGUUCAUCCCCGCGGUGCGUGGGGACAUCCCGCCCGGGUGCGCUGCGUACGGCUUUGUGUGCGAUGGCACCCGGCUGCUGGUGUUCGGCGGCAUGGUGGAGUAUGGAAAAUACAGCAACGACCUGUACGAGCUGCAGGCUAGCCGAUGGGAGUGGAAGAGGCUGAAGCCCAAGGCUCCCAAAAAUGGCCCCCCUCCCUGCCCCCGUCUGGGCCACAGUUUCUCUCUGGUGGGCAACAAGUGCUACCUGUUCGGAGGGCUGGCCAACGACAGCGAGGACCCCAAAAACAACAUUCCCAGGUACCUGAACGACCUGUACAUCCUGGAGCUGCGCGCGGGCUCGAGCGUGGUGGGCUGGGACAUCCCCAUCACCUACGGCGUGCUGCCGCCGCCGCGGGAGAGCCACACCGCCGUGGUCUACACCGAGAAGACCAGCAAGAAGUCCCGUCUGGUCAUCUACGGCGGCAUGAGCGGCUGUCGCCUCGGCGACCUCUGGACCCUCGACAUCGACACGCUCACCUGGAACAAGCCGUCAGUCAGCGGCACAGCACCGCUGCCCCGGAGCCUGCACUCCGCCACCACCAUCACCAACAAGAUGUACGUGUUUGGGGGAUGGGUUCCCCUGGUGAUGGAUGACGUGAAGGUGGCCACACAUGAGAAGGAGUGGAAGUGUACGAACACGCUGGCCUGUCUGAACCUGGACACCAUGGCGUGGGAGACGGUUCUCAUGGACACUCUGGAGGACAACAUCCCGAGAGCCCGGGCAGGACACUGCUCCGUCGCCAUCAACUCCCGGCUGUACGUGUGGAGCGGCCGGGACGGCUACCGCAAGGCCUGGAACAACCAGGUGUGCUGCAAGGACCUGUGGUACCUGGAGACGGAGAGGCCGCCGGCGCCGUCGCGGGUCCAGCUGGUGCGCGCCAACACCAACUCCCUGGAGGUGAGCUGGGGCGCGGUCUCCACGGCCGACAGCUACCUGCUGCAGCUGCAGAAGUACGACAUCCCCGCCGCCGCCGCCGCCACCUCGCCGGCCCUCAACGCCACGCCCUCGCUGCCCGGCAACUCGCCCAAGAGCCCCGCCCCCGCCGCCGCCGCGCCCUCCGCCCAGACGCUGCCGCUCUCCGGCAUCACGCUCGUGCCCCAGGUGGGCUCCCCGACCACCGUCAUGCCGGGGAGUCCGCUGGCCGCCAGCACCGCCCGCGGCCCAGCUAUUCUGAAAGUGGCGGCUCCGCACUCCGCUGCUGGGACGUCCAUCGUCACUGUGCGCCAGGCUAACCCGGCCGGGAAAUCCCCCGUCACUGUGACAUCACUUCCUGCUGGCGUCCGCAUGGUGGUGCCUGCUCAGAGCACCCAGGGGACGCCAAUCGGUAGCAGCCCUCAGAUGAGUGGCAUGGCCGCGCUGGCGGCGGCUGCCGCGGCCACACAGAAGAUCCCGCCCUCUUCCGCGCCCACGAUGCUGAACGUGCCCGCGGGCGCCACCAUCGUGAAGACCAUGGCCAUGACCCCCGGCUCCACCAGCCUGCCAGCGACAGUCAAAGUGGCAUCGCCUGUUAUGGUGAGCAACCCGGCCACCCGCAUGCUGAAGACGGCGGCGGCGCAGGUGGGCACCUCGGCCGUGUCGACGCCCAACACGCCCACGCGCCCCAUCAUCACCGUGCACAAGUCCGGCACCGUCACCGUGGCGCAGCAGGCCCAGGUGGUCACCACCGUGGUGGGCGGAGUCACCAAGACCAUCACCCUGGUCAAGAGCCCCAUCGGCAUGGGCGGGAGCGGCACGCUGAUCUCCAAUCUGGGGAAGGUGAUGUCCGUGGUGCAGACCAAGCCGGUGCAGACCUCCGCCGUGACCGGCCAGGCCUCCACCAACCCCGUCACCCAGAUCAUACAGGCACUCUCUUCUCAGACAAAGGGCCCCCUCCCAGCCGGGACCAUCCUGAAGCUGGUGACCUCUGCGGACGGCAAGCCCACUACCAUCAUCACCACCACCCAGGCCGGGGGCACGGGCAGCAAGCCCACCAUCCUGGGCAUCAGCAGCGUGUCGCCCACCACCACCACCAAGCCGGGCACCACCACCAUCAUCAAGACCAUCCCCAUGUCGGCCAUCAUGACCCAGCCGGGGGCGACAGCAGGGGUAACCAGCAGCCCGGGGAUGAAGUCGCCCAUCACCAUCAUCACCACCAAAAUGAUGACCUCUGGUACUGGGACGCCCGGCAAGAUCAUCACUGCGGUGCCCAAACUGGGUACCGGGCCUGGCCAGCAGGGGGUGACACAGGUGGUUUUGAAGGGGGCACCUGGUCAGCCAGGUACCAUUCUGCGCACGGUACCCAUGGGUGGGGUACGCCUGGUUACCCCGGUAACCGUCUCUGCCGUCAAACCCACCGUAACCACGCUUGUCGUCAAGGGAACAACAGGUGUGACCACUCUCGGGACCGUGACGGGCACAGUGUCCACCAGUCUCGCGGGGGGUAGCGUGGCCAGUGCCAACGCUUCCCUGGCGACCCCCAUCACCACCCUGGGCACCAUCGCCACCCUGUCCAGCCAGGUCAUUAACCCGGCUGCCAUCACCGUGUCAGCAGCACAGACCAGCCUGACCGCCGCCUCUCCGCUCCCAACGCCCACCAUCACCAUGCAGUCGGUGAACCAGCCCACGCAGGUGACCCUGAUAACCACCCCCAGCGGGGUGGAGGCCCAGCCCGUUCAGGACCUGCCCGUGUCCAUCCUGGCCUCCCCCACCUCCGAGCAGCCGUCCGCCACCGUGGCCGAGGCGGGGGCCGGGGAGAUGCCCGGCACCGUCACUCUGGUGUGCUCGAACCCGCCCUGCGAGACCCACGAGACUGGCACCACCAACACCGCCACCACCGCGUCCGCCAACAUGGGCGUGCAGCGCGUCUGCUCGAACCCGCCCUGCGAGACCCACGAGACUGGCACCACCAACACCGCCACCACCGCGUCCGCCAACAUGGGGGUGCAGCGCAUGUGCACCAACCCGCCGUCGGAGACCCACGAGACGGGCACCACCAACACCGCCACCACCGCCAGCGCCAACAUGGGAUCCGACCAGAUGGGCACUGUCCAGAGCAAGACGGAAUCGCAGUCUCCCUCUUCCUCCUCCUCCUCUUCCCCUCCGGCCUCCGCCACCGGGUCCUCCGGAGGGGGCGGCGCCCCGGGGGUCCUGCGGCCCGAGAACCUGCGGACGGGCACCACGUACACCUCCACCACCGCGCGCUCCAACAUGGGCUCGGACCAGACGGGCACGGUGCAGAGCUCCCGCUCCGCCCAGGAGAAGCCGUCCUACAGCAGCAGCGCCGCCUGCCCCAUCUCGCAGACCCCGCCCGCGGAGAAGGGCGAGGGGCCCCAGGUCUGCUCCAACCCCCCCUGCGAAACGCACGAGACGGGCACCACCAACACCCCUACCCAAGCCUCCUCCACCAUGGGGGCUGAUCAGUCUGGGACGGUGCAGAGGGUCUGCUCCAACCCCCCCUGCGAAACGCACGAAACUGGCACCACCAACACCCCUACCCAAGCCUCCUCCACCAUGGGGGCUGAUCAGUCUGGGACGGUGCAGAGGGUGUGCUCCAACCCCCCCUGCGAAACCCACGAAACUGGCACCACCAACACCCCCACCCAAGCCUCCUCCACCAUGGGGGGCGAUCAGUCUGGGACGGUGCAGAGGGUCUGCUCCAACCCCCCCUGCGAAACCCACGAAACUGGCACCACCAACACCGCCACCACCGCCACAUGCAGCAUGGAGAGUGGAGAGGGCGCAGCUCAGCAGAGUGGUGACGGUACACAAGGGGACGGGGGUGCCCCCUCAGAGGUCCCGACGCAGUCCACCACCCCGACGGAAGCGCCCAAUCCCACGACGCAAAGCAGGGCCAUCACAACCGUCACCCAGGCAACGCCCGCGCCAGGACCCUCAGUGCCAUCGAUCUCCUCCAUCACGGAGGCGUCGGGCGUGGCGCACGAGGACGGCGGCGAGAUGGCGGCGCUGCAGGCGGGCGACCCGGCGGCGGGCGGGCAGAUGCAGGCCGGCGGCGAGGACGCUGCGGCCGCCGUCGCCGCGGCAGCAGCAGCGGAGGCGGGAGAGCCCAUGCAGACGGAGUGCGCGGCCGAGCUGGGAGAAGCCGCCGCCGUCGCCGCCGUGGCGAUGGAGGAGGGCGAGGCCACCACGGUGCUUCAGGUGCAGGUGGAGCAGCUGCCCACCGCCAUGGAGACCCAGCCCAGCCAGGAGGAGCAGGAGAUGGAGCAGGGAGCAGUGGCAGGCACUGCCCAGGACUCGGAGCCGCUGACCCUGCCCCAGGAGCUGAUGUCCGAGGGGCAGCCCGCCACCCUGAUGGUGACGGGCCUCACCCCCGAGGAGCUGGCGGUGACGGCCGCGGCUGAGGCCGCUGCCCAGGCCGCCGCCACGGAGGAGGCCCAGGCGCUGGCCAUCCAGGCCGUCCUGCAGGCGGCGCAGCAGGCUGUCAUGAAUGAAGGAGACUCGGGCCACGACCAGCAGCCCACCACCAUCCCCAUCGUGCUGACCCAGCAGGAGCUGGCCGCCCUGGUGCAGCAGCAGCAGCAGCUGCAGGAGGCGCAGGCCCAGGCGCAGGCAGCGGCGGCGGCGGCAGCAGCGUCCGCGGCGGCAGCGGCGGCGGCGGCCGCCCAGCAGCAGCAGCAGCAGCAACAGCAGCAGCAGGCCAGCGCCCAGGCCGCCCUGCCCACCGAGGGCCUGGCGCCCGCCGACAGCCUCAACGACCCCGCCUCCGAGAGCAACGGCCACAACGAGAUGGCGGCCGCCGUCACCAGCGCCGUGGCCCGGCUGCUGCCCGGCACCUCGGCCGAGACCUUGGCCCCAUCCAGCACUUUCGCCCCAGCGCAGCCCAUGGUGGUGGCCAGCCCAGCCAAGAUACAGGCGGCCACCGCGCUGGCCGAGGUAGCCAAUGGCAUCGAGUCUGCCGCGGGGAAGCAAGGUCCCACGCCAGCCAUGGCCAAGCCGCCCGUGAAGAAGGAGAGCCAGUGGUUUGACGUCGGCGUCGUCAAAGUGACGAACAUGGUCGUCACGCACUACUACCUACCAGGCGACGAUUCGCCCCCUGUUGACGAGGACUCCCCGGCCGUCCCGGACUACAGCCAGAUGAAGAAGGUGGAGCUCCAGCCGGGCACCGCCUACAAGUUCCGCGUGACGGGCAUCAACGCUUGCGGCCGCGGGGCCUACUCGGAGAUCUCCGCCUUCAAGACCUGCCUGCCGGGCUUCCCCGGAGCGCCCUGCGCCAUCAAGAUCAGCAAGAGUCCGGACGGCGCUCACCUGACCUGGGAGCCCCCGUCGGUGACCUCGGGGAAGAUCAUCGAGUACUCGGUGUACCUGGCCAUCCAGAGCGCGCAGGCCGGGGAGCAGAAGGCCUCCACCCCGGCGCAGCUGGCCUUCAUGCGCGUGUACUGCGGGCCCAGCCCCUCCUGCCUGGUGCAGUCCUCCAGCCUGUCCAACGCCCACAUCGACUACACCACCAAGCCCGCCAUCAUCUUCCGCAUCGCCGCGCGCAACGAGAAGGGCUACGGCCCCGCCACGCAAGUCCGAUGGCUCCAGGAAUCCAGUAAAGAUGGAUCCGCAGCUAAACCCGCCACAAAAAGACCAGUCUCUUCUCCUGACGGGAAAGCCACCGGUCCAAAGAAGGCGAGGUCAGACCAGUGAGAGGGGCUCCCUCUGUCCUUUGCCCCUAAUGAGGACUAUGACUGAACCCAUCUUCCCUAAUCAUCAUCCACCCCAACAACACACCACAGCCUCAGCUGAAUUCCAUCAGCCAUCUUAAAUGGUCAAACGGCAGCAAAAGUAACAACAACAACAACAACAAGAGAAAAAAAAGAUUAACCUAAAAUUUGAGACAAACAGGCCCUGACUGGGCACUGUGGUGCCAUGGACGCCUUCUCAAUCUGUUAUUUUUUAUUUUUAUUUUAUUAAUACUGCUUCUUCAUGGGCAAACAAAUGAAAGCACAUUUUUAUUUUCUUUUUUAUUUUCUUUUUUUUUUUUUUGCUUUAUUCUCAAUAUUUUUCUGUCAAACCUAAACUGCAGCAUUCAGACAAAUGAAUUGCAUUUAGUAGCUUGUCGUAUAUUCCCCUUAUCUUUUUUUUCCUGGCUUGUGUUAACACAAGAACAGUUGAGUAGAAAUGAUUACAACUUUGCUGAUAGUCAGUUAGCCCUGUUUUUGAUAAGUCUUGAGUAAAGCGAUUGAGGUUUGGUUAGAAGGAUAAGCUGAAAUGCGUUCAAAUGGGUGGAUUCAUCAAAAAUGGAAAACACAUGGCACUUCACAUUAAGGGGAUGCUUUCCAGAGGAAAAGACUAGCUUCAUUAGAGAGAGAGAGAAAACAAAAAAAGAAAUUCGAAAUAGGCACCAAACUGGACUGUCUCCUUGUUCUGUUGCAUCACUGUGCGCUUGUACCUUGGUGAAAGAGAAGAGCAGAUCAUGGAUGAUCUCAUGUGAAGCGGACGAAGAAAGGACUUAGGUUUGCGUAGAUUCAGAGACUAGAGUAGAACUGAGACUUUUGCCGCACGUUAAGCAAAUCUUGUUUAAAAAAAGGAAAAAAAAAAAAAAAAAACCACGAAAAAACUUCCCAAAAAAUUAGCAAGCGGUGAUGCAGAGAAGUUCUGCGUGUGGUUUAUUUUUGUAUUUUUUAAAGCUUUUUUCCUUGUGUGUAUGUGUGUACUUGAGUGCAUUUUUUUAAACCUCACUUUUGUCAUUUACUCUUUGUUCCCUGUUUAACCCCCUAUAGUUUUCAUGUGUUUGUGGGAAGAGGUUAUGGUGGCGUUGAGAGAGCCACAGUACUUUUUUUCUUUUCUUUUUUUUUUUUUUUUUUUUUUAAAUCUUGGAUCGAUUAAUUGUUUGUACUUGUUGUAUCAGAGGAAAUUAAAAAGAAAUGACUUUUUGUAUUUGUUUCGAAGAGAAUGGCAAACGAUGUGGGACUGAGUACCCAGGGAGAGGAGGGCUUUUUUGCUUUGUUUACUUAACCUUUCGACGCUUGUAUUCUUUAGUGUACGCCAAAACUGGACAUUAAAGCAAUCUUUCGCAGAAAACACACACACAUCCUCCUCUCCUUUCGUUCUCCCUCCAAACAGCCCCCUUUACCAAUCCGUAGUUUCAAUACAGUACAUUUUUAGAAGCUAUGGAGUCAGAUUUUUUCCUAACUUGUUUUAGAAAGUUGCAAGAAAUAAAAAAAAAAUAAUAAUAAAAAAGGAAUGUUCUUCCCUGACAGUUGAGAGAAAUGUCUACGGAAAAUGUUAAGAUAACGAUUUGCAUUAGUUUGGGGCUCAACAUUUUGCAGAUGACGUGACGAAGAGGUGGAAGUUUGUGUGUAAUGUGACGAAGAAAUGUUACCUGAAGAAUGAGUUGUACGUCUUUUUGAAUUGGGGGGGAAGUCACGUUUUUGUUGUUUUUGGCAGUAGGGAUUGGGUGGGUUACAAGGAUUAUUGGCAUUGCCAGAGUUUGGGCUCAACUGUAAAUUGGUUCCUUCAUAUAGCAAGAAAAAAAAAUCUUGGCUUUUUUAUAAUUAUCUGUAACAAGUUUUUACAUGUUGGUCAUCUCUUGCUUUUUGUCUUGACAUAUAAAAGAAACAGAAAUAUCUGUCUCCCUGCUCAGUUAUCUUUCUUUUUUUUUUUUUUUAAAGAAUUUGACCCAUUUCUUCACCAUUUUAGAAGGUUGAGGAAAUAGAGGAAGCAGUUUAAUAUUCAUGGAAUUGGAUCAUUUAAACCAUUAAAUUCUAAAUGGUCUAAAGCAGCUACAGUAUUAGAUUGAAAUGCAGCGAAUGCUGGGUGUUGGGUCUGAUCGCAGGAACGCAUACAUGAUUUCCAAACCGAUUCUCCAUUUCCUUGUGGAAAGUGUAAAUAAUCAUCUCGUAUAUUUGUCUAUUGUCAAAGAUUGAGGUAUUCAGGAAUUUAAAUCCCUUUCGAUUCUGUGGAAACGCAAUUUUUAAACUGGUUUUAUCUUCAGGUUAUAAACUGUCACUCUUGGGAGGGGAGAAAAUUUAAAAAUAUGAACAACCCUGUGGCGAGAGAAGCCCGUAAUUUGAAAGUCGGCACUUCUAAGCUCCCGGUCGUCGUGUGCAAUUAUACGUCACACGCGAGAUUUGGGAACGCGGGUUUUGACAUGAUGUGUAUUUCGAUAGUUGGCGCCCAAACGUUGCUCUUCGACUGCGAGUUGUAUAAAAGGCAUUAAUAUAAGUUCAUGUUAUUCUUGUGCUGUGCUUAUACCUGUGUCCUGUCCCUCUUCCAUCAGUAGUCAAUGUUUUUUGCAGGUCGUCGGUCUUCAAGUGUCAACUUGGUUUAUACUUGUACUCAAGAUAAGUUGGCAGUGAUGUUGUCAGGUGUACUGAGCAUUUUUGUAGUGUGAAAAUUAGUAUGUUAAAAAAAAAUGUGUUAUCUGGUUUUAGGAAUUACAUUCAAAAUAUCGUUUACGAAUACUAUGAAAUAAUAAAAACGGCCAUCUUUGAA